Molecule: messenger RNA, 477 nt
Organism: Didymella exigua CBS 183.55
Lineage: Eukaryota; Fungi; Ascomycota; Dothideomycetes; Pleosporales; Didymellaceae
Exons: 1
Coding region: 1-477 (158 amino acids)
Source: RefSeq, a predicted model, not a curated record
AUGACAUCUCGCACGGAGCAAACGCCGGUAACCAAUGAGUGCGGCCACGACGAAAUCUGCAUCAACAAUGAGCCCACGACAAGGCUGCGGCAGACGCCGUUGUGCCAAGCGCACGUCAAACGACGGCCAAUUCGGCGGCACGGGCAUGGCCACGAAGGCGCUCGACUCCUCGGGCCGAGAAAGGCACUCCUGCACUUCGUCCGAACCGAGACACGGCUCAUCCCCAAGAUGAGUCGCUCCUGCUCCGGCCGUUCCCGUGCUGAACAGCGCCACCGAUUUCGGGCGCGGUACCCCAAGCGUGCUUGCCCGAGCUACCUAGAUCUCGUUCAAUCGAUAAUGGGCUGCCACAGACACGCGGCAAGCAUACAAAAGGGCAGAGAGACAGGAGAGAAAGGCGAUCGUAUACAAGCCAGCGGCGUGGUUGUUUCGUUGUUACGAGGCGAUGCGUGUGCAUGUGGUGGCCCUGGCGCGAUGUGA